CAAAACAACCAAAAUCCAUCAUCAAAAUGCAUUUUUCAUUGCAAAAUCUCAUAAGGGUCACUCUCAUUUUCAUCUUAACCAUCAAUUCACCUUCACUUUCAGCUCCAUUUUUACCUCUAAACAAUGUAACUCUCUAUGGUGACGCUUCAUUUACUGCAAAAUCCAUCAACUUAACACAACAACACAACUGUUCAUCAUCAUCAACACAAACAUCUCCUGUUUCUGGUAUUGGAAGAGCUUUUUACACAUAUCCAGUUCGUUUUCUUGAUUCUUUAACAAAUAACACUGCUUCUUUCUUAUGUACUUUCACUUUUACAAUACUAGCCACCCCUUCUUGUCCUUUUGGUGAUGGGUUUGCGUUCUUGAUCACUUCUGAUGUUGAUUCUUUGAGUAUAUCUGAUGGAUAUAUGGGUUUACCGAAGCAAUAUUCGGAUAUGGAAGAUUCAUAUUUGGCUGUGGAGUUUAAUACUAAUGAUAACCAUAUUGGUGUUGAUAUGAAAGAAUCUUGGUCUUUGGGUUCUAUUGAUGUUGAUUUGAAAAGUGGGAAAGAAAUGGCGGUUAGGAUUGAGUAUAAAGAUUCUGAGAAAAUGAUUAGAGUUUGGAUUGGUUAUGAAUUGCAAAUUAGGCCACCUAAUCCUGUUCUGUCAACCCAUAUUGAUAUUUCUAAUCAGUUGAAGGAGUUUAUGAGGAUUGGUUUUACUGCUAAAGGGUCUGCUGUUUAUUCGAUUAAUCGUUGGCGGUUUAGAACGUUUGGUUUGAUUUCGUCUUCAAUGUCUUGGGAUCAAUCUGAUGAAGGAGAUUGUUUGAUGUGUUUCCCUGAGGAAAUUGGUGAGCAUUCUUCUGAUUCUAAUCAUAGUAAAAGUUUACUUAAAUUGAUUUUUGUAUAUGGAGGGAUAGCUGUAAUUGUUGCACUUCUUGGUUUUAUUCUGGCUAUUGUGUUUGUUUUUGUUUCAAAACGAAGAAAACGUGAUAAAGGGGGGGAGGAGGGUGAAGGGAAAAUGUGUAGAUUACAAGGAAAUAGAGUUCCUCAAAGAUUGUCGUUGUCCGAAAUAAAAUCAGCCACAGAAGGUUUUAAUCAUGAAAGGAUAAUUGGUGAAGGUGCAUCUGCUGUUGUGUAUGAAGGAGAUAUUCCCUCUAAGGGAGCUGUGGCUAUUAAAAGAUUUGUCCAAGGGAAUAGAUUAGGUCCUUCACAUAUACCUUUUAAUACUGAAUUUGCUUCUAUGGUUGGUUGUUUAAGACACAAGAAUUUGAUUCAGUUACAAGGUUGGUGCUGUGAGAGGAAUGAGUUGGUUUUGGUGUAUGAAUUCAUGCCUAAUGGUAGCCUUGACAAAAUCCUUCACGAGCGAUCGCAUUUGACUAAGUUUCUGACAUGGGAGAGAAGACUUAACAUAGUUCUUGGUGUUUCAUCUGCUUUGGUGUAUCUGCAUGAAGAGUGUGAGGAACAUAUAAUUCAUAGAGAUGUCAAGACUUGUAAUAUAAUGCUUGAUGCUGAGUUCAAUGCCAAGCUUGGUGAUUUUGGUUUGGCAGAAGUGUUUGAUAAUUCUAGGACAAGGGAUGCUACUGUGCCAGCUGGCACAAUGGGGUAUUUUGCACCGGAGUAUGUUUAUUCCGGUAUUCCAACUGUUAAAACAGAUGUGUAUAGCUUUGGUGUUGUGGUACUUGAAGUGGCAUCAGGUAGAAAGCCUAUCGAUGAAGGUGGCAUUUUGAUUACUGAUUGGGUGUGGGAUUUGUGGGAGAAAGGGAGGGUAACUGAGGCUGCUGAUCCUAAACUAAUGGGACGAUUUCAGAAGAACGAGAUGGAUAGGAUGCUCGUCGUGGGACUUUCUUGUGUGCAUCCUAAUGAUGAGAAGAGACCGAGAAUGAGAGAAGUUGCGCGUAUGCUUAAAGAUGAAGCUCCACUUCCUAUUUUGCCUCCAAAGAAGCCAACUGUGAGGAUUCAAUCUGUUUUACCAGAGGGGUGUGAAGAAAUCAUGAAUUGGGCUGGAAGAUUGGAGGAUACACCAUGGUCCACUCCAAAAACUCAUUUUAGCAGGAACUAGCUUUGAGGAAUGGAUUUUUGGUACACCUGCUGAACUGCUUUCGUCACAAGGAUUGAUUCAUUUCUUGUGCUAUUCAAGAUUUAUGAAUACUUACUAUAUUGAAUUGCACUACUUGAAAAUGUCUGAUUUGCACUUCUGUUUGCAACAAGUAGUGCAGAUAUUGCUAAAUUUUGAUGCAGGUUGAAUACAGUACUUGAAAUUUACCUUUUUGAAAUCCAUGCACUUUCAGAAAGUCUAUAAUUAGGAGAAAAAUUUACUUUG
This is a messenger RNA of Lycium barbarum (goji berry), 2300 nucleotides long. RefSeq names its product L-type lectin-domain containing receptor kinase S.6. NCBI's taxonomy places the organism in Eukaryota, Viridiplantae, Streptophyta, Magnoliopsida, Solanales, Solanaceae. Gene Ontology annotation, biological process: protein phosphorylation. Bases 27 to 2039 code for a protein of 670 amino acids. The record is from RefSeq and is a predicted model, not a curated record. Gene Ontology annotation, cellular component: plasma membrane. Gene Ontology annotation, molecular function: ATP binding; protein kinase activity; carbohydrate binding. The transcript has a single exon.